Messenger RNA from Danaus plexippus (monarch butterfly), 2288 nucleotides. It is a transcript of the gene MICU1, whose product is annotated as calcium uptake protein 1 homolog, mitochondrial-like. Lineage: Eukaryota; Metazoa; Arthropoda; Insecta; Lepidoptera; Nymphalidae. Bases 95 to 1543 code for a protein of 482 amino acids. Gene Ontology annotation, biological process: mitochondrial calcium ion homeostasis; calcium import into the mitochondrion. The transcript has 10 exons. The record is from RefSeq and is a predicted model, not a curated record. Gene Ontology annotation, molecular function: calcium ion binding; nucleic acid binding. Gene Ontology annotation, cellular component: uniplex complex.
UCAAAUUGACAUCUAUCUAAAAAUUGGAGAUAUGAAAAUUGUGUUCAAAUGAUAUAAAACGACUAAAAAUAAUUUUUUCAACCCUAAAGUCAUAAUGUAUAAAAUUACCUCAAGACUCCUGAGUAUUUCAAAGGAUAUUGCAAUUUUAUCACCAGGUUUCAAGAAAAUUAACAGUGUAUAUGUAUGCAGUACAGGAAAAGUUAAUUUUCAAACAUUUUACAGUCGAAAUAAUCAAAACGAUUACGAACGAUUGAGACAAAAUUUAAAUAAAAAGUUAAUAUAUUCAGUUUUGUUUGGCGUUGUAGCCUAUUCUUCGUAUAAGGUUUGGAAUCAAUACAAAGUAAUUCCAAUUAUAACAGCAGCUGAACAAAUAGAAGAAACAGAAUCUGAUGCUGAAGUUGAUAAAAGAAAGAAAAGAUACAAAAAGGAAAAAAUUGGUUUCAGAGACAGGAAGAUUAUAGAAUAUGAGAAUCGUAUGAGAUCUUAUUCUACUCCAGAUAAAAUAUUCAGAUAUUUUGCUACUGUCAAAUUAACGUUUGGUGAAAAUACAGAAGUCUAUAUGACCCCCGACGAUUUCUUGAGAGCCAUCACUCCCGGCAUGAAACAACCUGAUGGCUUGGGCUUGGAUCAGUACAGAAGAUAUGAUCCCAAGACUGUAAGUCAUCGCCUCAACUUGGAUCUCGACGAGGACUCAAUUUUUUACAAGCUGGGCUCGUCUGGUCUCAUAACUUUCAGCGAUUACAUCUUUUUGCUGACUGUACUAUCAACUUCCCGUCGUCAUUUCGAGAUCGCGUUCCGUAUGUUUGAUCUGAACGGUGACGGUGAUGUUGACUGUGAGGAAUUCGAAAAAGUAGCUGCUCUGAUCAGACAACAGAGCAGUAUAGGUUCAAGACACAGAGACCACGCCAAUACUGGGAACACUUUCAAGGGCAUAAAUUCCGCUCUAACAACAUAUUUCUUUGGACCUAAACUAAAUGAGAAGCUGACCAUAGAAAAGUUUUUGGAUUUCCAACAUCAGCUGCAGAAUGAGAUUUUGUCACUCGAAUUUCAAAGAAAACAACCUGAUGAAAAUGGACGAAUAACUGAGGCAGAUUUUGCUGAACUGCUGUUGGCCUAUGCCGGCUACCCUGCUAAGAAGAAGGCUAGAAUGCUCAAGAGAGUUAAGAAGAUGUUCCGAGAUCACGGCGUGGGUAUCACGAGGGAGGAUUACUUGAAGUUCUUCCAUCUCCUUAACAACAUCAACGACGUGGACACCGCGCUGACGUUCUAUCACAUAGCCGGCGCGUCCAUCGACCAGCCCACGCUGAGACACGUGGCAAGGACCGUGGCCCACGUGGACCUGGACCCACACGUCAUCAACGUGGUCUUCACUAUAUUCGAUGAAAACUUGGACGGACAGCUCAGCAACAGGGAGUUCGUGGCUGUGAUGAAGAACAGGUUACUGCGAGGUUUGGAGAAACCCAAAGACACCGGUUUCGUCAAACUCAUGCACUCCCUAAUAAAAUGCGCUAGAGACACCAAACCAGCUUUACUUGACUUUUAAAUAUUUAAUGUCCGAUCUGAGUCGCCAUCUUGCCAUUAUAUGUUUUGCUCAUUCUAUGAUCUUCUAUUGUCUAUGGAUAUUUUUAUCAAAUUUAUUCUUUUUUUUAAUACGCGUAGACUCCAAUGAAAGAAGCUUCUAUCGUCCAAAGAGUAGAAAAUAAACCUUAGUUAUCUAAGUUUUGCUUUAACUUUACAUUUAUAUAUUUUAUUUAACACUAGCCGCGUGGGAGAUCCCGCCGUCUAGCCGUGUCGUUUGUUAUAUUAACCAAAUUUUUGUAUGUGCUAUGAAACAUAACUGACCACGUAGGCCUCAUAGGCGUAGUCAAAAUGAGAUAUAGGAAACUUUUUCAUGUUUUUAUUUUGCAGUUCGAAGUCUUGCACGUAAUGUAAUCCAAAAUGUAUUUCUCGUCAUUAUGAUAUAGUAUUAUUAAAAGAUACGACUGAAAAAUUAUAUUUACUUGCAUUAAUAUAAAAUAUUAGUCAAAUAUCGUCAUUUAUAUUUCCAAAGAUUUCGCACUUUAAUGUUAAGGUAUUAAGAAUGUCACUUUUAAAUUUAUUUAAGCUCUAAAUGUUUUUUUGCUUAUCUAAGGUUUUCUGCUGAGAAUUUUGAUGAUUGAAACCUUUUUUUAUAUCACAGAUAAAACAAAAUGUAUUGAUCUGCAUUAUUUUGAUAUUAUAGUAUAUUUUAUUGUUGCCUAAAUUUUACCUCAGUUUUUGAAUUAAAAUAAAUAUAUUGUUUAAAUGUU